CCCUUCUCCUUUCAUUCACAACCACACCCUUCUUAGACGCCAUUGUUACUUUCUCCAUUUCUCUUCUUUCUGCUUAACCCAUUUGGGGGAUUUUGCUCAAAUGGCUCUUUCGUGUUCCAAAGUUUCUUCCUUUUCUCUCUCACCCGUUGUGGGUGAUGCUCCAAAAAAGCUCACUUUUUCUUCUUUGAGUUUCGCCACCAAGGGUGGUGGGAGCAAGAACUUGAGGGUGUGUGCUGCUUCGAAUGCACCAGCACCAGCACCAGCACCAGCACCAGCACCUCUCUCUGGUGUGAUAUUUGAACCCUUUCAAGAGCUGAAGAAAGAUUACCUUGCUGUUCCCAUAGUUCAAAAUGUUUCCUUGGCUCGUCAGAACUAUGCAGAUGAGUCUGAAGCUGCAAUCAAUGAACAGAUCAAUGUGGAAUACAACGUUUCGUAUGUGUACCACUCCCUGUUUGCGUAUUUCGACAGAGACAACAUAGCUCUCAAGGGGCUUGCCAAAUUCUUCAAGGAAUCAAGUGAAGAAGAAAGAGAGCACGCUGAAAAGUUUAUGAAGUAUCAGAACAUUCGUGGAGGACGAGUGGUGCUGCACCCUAUUACAAGUCCUCCCUCAGAAUUUGAGCAUUCGGAGAAAGGAGAUGCCUUGUAUGCCAUGGAAUUAGCUUUGUCUUUGGAGAAGUUGACAAAUGAGAAACUUCUGCAUGUUCAUAGUGUGGCAAGCCGUAACAAUGAUCCUCAGCUGGCAGAUUUCAUAGAGAGCGAGUUUUUGUAUGAGCAGGUUAAAUCAAUUAAAAAGAUUGCAGAGUAUGUGGCUCAACUGAGAUUAGUUGGAAAGGGUCAUGGUGUUUGGCACUUUGAUCAAAGGCUUCUUGAUGAAGAUCAUGUGUAAUCUUGAAGGGCCUGCUUUCUACGUUUGUUCCCAUGUUAAGUUGGUGUGUUGUUCUGUGUUUGUAGGGCAGUGAAUAAGUGUCUCUCCUAGGUGAUAAUACUGUAGGAACUUGUGUGUUGGUAGUCUUAUGUACAAUCUCUUAUGUUUGUAUUUGUAGCAUGCAAUUAUUUUGUUAGAAAUAAAAAUGAAGUUGGCUA
Cajanus cajan (pigeon pea) is the source of this 1083-nucleotide messenger RNA. RefSeq names its product ferritin-2, chloroplastic. Gene Ontology annotation, cellular component: cytoplasm. Gene Ontology annotation, molecular function: ferrous iron binding; ferric iron binding. Gene Ontology annotation, biological process: iron ion transport; intracellular iron ion homeostasis. The record is from RefSeq and is a predicted model, not a curated record. Lineage: Eukaryota; Viridiplantae; Streptophyta; Magnoliopsida; Fabales; Fabaceae.